Messenger RNA from Anopheles darlingi, 1951 nucleotides. RefSeq names its product ornithine decarboxylase 1-like. Gene Ontology annotation, molecular function: ornithine decarboxylase activity. Lineage: Eukaryota; Metazoa; Arthropoda; Insecta; Diptera; Culicidae. Gene Ontology annotation, cellular component: cytoplasm. Bases 94 to 1419 code for a protein of 441 amino acids. The transcript has 2 exons. The record is from RefSeq and is a predicted model, not a curated record.
UGUUUACGAUCGCUGAGCAACAGCGUGGAACACAAGGAGUAAUCAAGGCGACUCGUUCUAGCAGAUUCAGUCCUAUGGUGGAUAACGUAAGACAUGGAGCUGUUCAAUCGUAUUACUUCUAGUACAGAAUGUGUUGCUGAUUGUGUCCAUCUGAAUGGUCUGAUCGAUCGUACUGUUGCUGCAGGACCCCAUGAACCACCAAUUCAUAUACUGGAGGUUGACACAAUUGUUUCGCAGUACACCGAAUGGCUACGAUGUUUACCAAGAGUGAGACAGUAUUAUGCGAUCAAAAGUAACGACGCUGAUACCGUUGUGGAUACGAUCACUUUACUGGGUGCUGGCUUUGACUGUGCCUCGCUACCAGAGAUUGAACGCGUCAUUGGAUUGGGUGUAUCUCCGAGAAGCAUCAUCUAUGCACAACCAUCCAAAAGUAUCCAAUCACUCUGCUAUAUUCGUAACAAGGGUAUACGAACGGUGUUCGAUAAUGAGUUUGAGCUGGAAAAGAUUGCCACACACUGUCCGGAAGCAGAGCUACUGCUGCGGUAUCGCUUCGAUUCUACCAACGUUAAAGUUAACCUCGGAUCGAAGUUUGGGUGCGACCCGGACCAGGAGGCUAAACAAUUGUUAAAUUUAUCACGCAACCUACGCUUGAAUGUGGUAGGUUGGUGCUUUAACGUAGGAUCUAUGAGCUCAGAUGCCGCUGUAUUUUACGAUGCGAUACGGACCGGACGCGCUAUUAGCGAUUAUGCUAGAUCCAUAGGGUUUGAUUUCCGUGUUAUCGAUCUUGGAGGAGGUUUUAUCGGUGAUAAAGAUGACAACAUUGAACGUUAUGCAAAGCACAUUAAUAGGGCUUUGGAGGAAUUCUUUCCGGACCCGUCAUUGGAAGUGUUUGCUGAACCUGGACGUUAUCUUUGUGACGCGGCAGUUACGACCGUUUGUACGGUACAAGGCAAGCGGUACAUCCGUACUGAUGGACAGAUUAACACCGUCGGUUACUAUCUAAAUGAUGGAAUAUAUGGAACAUUUUACAGCGCCAAAUAUCGUGGCAUGGUUCCGAAUGUGUUGGUGUGGAAAGCAAAGGACAGAUGUGGCCCGAAAAGAAAAAGCAAGCUAUUCGGUCCUACCUGUGACGGCAACGAUCACUUUAUGGACAAUGUAAUGCUGCCCGAGCUUGAGAUUGGGGAUAUUCUUGUUUUUGAAACGCAAGGCGCUUACAGUGCUGUUCACUCUUGCCGUUUCAAUGGAUUUCUUUUACCCAAAAUGAUAUGCUAUUCAAGAGACAGUCUAAUGCAACUGCUGAAGCAAAUAGCGGCGGUUGACCAAAUGGAUGUAAAGAAAAAAAAUGAGAUUCUUCUAUCUUCUGAGUAUUUGAGAACACACGUGGCAAGGAAAAUGUUAUUGUGUUUUGAAAGGAAAUAAGCAACACAGAAGUUAUCCGACUGCUGAAUCAUUCGUCAUUGAUUAGAUGAACUGUAAUUUACAGUCUAGAUUGUCAAUAUGUUAUUGAUUCACAGUAUAUCACCGAAGUAUAGGCUAGCGACAACACAUUGUCAACCCUCCAAGCCGAAAGAGUCUCACGAAUGACGCUCUUUUUGCUGUGAAAAGUGUCCUGUUCAAAAUAAACCACAUUGUUUACUGAUCGCAACCGUCUGAUAGUAGCGUGAAUUAUUCUACAAUGUUUUAUUAUUUAAAUUUAUACACCGCAUGACAUGGUAAGAAGCUUCGGAAACAGUACGCAUCCAUUAUGCUGCCUGCAUUCUAGCAAUAGCAACGCAUCGUCGAGAGCACACUAGAUUCGGUUCAGGAUAAUAAUGUCUGGCCCCUAUGUCCGAUGUCUUCUCAUAAAUUCAGUCCCUUCAACAGCUGAUCCGAAGCUUAAUGGUCAGACCUAAGCUUGGUAACCGACAGGACUCGCUUUUGUCGUGACAUAUGUGCAUUCCUCCGCGAUCUU